This is a messenger RNA of Camelina sativa (false flax), 3058 nucleotides long. RefSeq lists its product as uncharacterized. Lineage: Eukaryota; Viridiplantae; Streptophyta; Magnoliopsida; Brassicales; Brassicaceae. The record is from RefSeq and is a predicted model, not a curated record.
UUUAGGAGAGGUGGAGAAGAGAUAUAUUGAAAAAUUCAAAGUCUCUCUCUGUCACAUCAAUUCACACUCUGCAUCUCUUUAUUAUUCACAAGCUCCCUCCGCUCCGCUUCUUCUUCUUCUUCUUCUUCUCUAGUUCUUUAGGUCUCCAUACUCUAACCCAAAUCCCCCAAAAUCCCAUAUUCCAAUUGCUUAACCGAGUCCAUCAUUUCCCCGAAUUCCAAAUUCUUCUGACCCCCUUCUUAAAAAUCUCAACUUUUUCCUUCUUUCCUCUGAUUUGUUUACUCUCGUCGUUGUUCUUGUUGGUUUUGACAAACACAGCAAUACUCAUUGUGAGCAAAAGAGACAAAAGUGAAAGACUUUUUUGUUUUUAGGGUUUCGAAUCUUCUUAAGUAUCACAGAUUUUUGUUUCCUUCAUUGUCGUCUCGGUGCUGCCUACAUUUUGUUUGUUAACGCCUACACAAUUUUGAAUUUGAUGAUAGAAAUGGAGGCUGUUGAGAAGAAACGAUCUAGAGGAGGUUUUCUAAAUCUGUUUGAUUGGUCUGGUAAAUCCCGGAAGAAGCUCUUCUCCUCUAGCAGCAACUCUGAACUCGUCUUCGAAGCAUCAACUCAAGAGAACAAAAAUGUUCGAAACCCCUCAAACUCGUGGCCCUCUCCGAUUGAGAGGGAUGAUAUUGGAAAGAAUUCAACUUACAAUCUGAGAAGUGACCUGAGUUGCUCUACAUCCUCUGCCACUAGUGAUGAUGGACAAGGUUCCCGAGCUCCAAGUGUGGUCGCGAGGCUCAUGGGUUUAGAGUCUCUACCUGUACGCAAUGCCUUGGAGUCCCAGUCUAAUUUCGCUUCUGAUCCAUAUUCUCUCAGAUCCUCACGCAAGGCAAGCACAUGGGAUGCAUAUGAGAAUUUGGGUUAUGUAAAUCUCCGCAGUGACUAUGAUGGUAUUUCUUGGGACCAUUUGGAUUCAAGAAUGAAUACAGAGUGUAACCGGCCUAUUGACCGCUUUCAAACCGAAACGUUGCCUCCUAGGUCGGCGAAACCAAUCCCUGUCACUCACAAUAGGCUCUUGUCUCCUAUCCGGAGUCCUGGUUUUGUUCAGUCCAGGAACCCUGCUUAUGUAAUGGAAGCAGCUUCAAGAAUGAUUGAUCCAAGUCCUCGUAAAGUUGCUAAAACGCGUUUUUCAUCAUCUGAUUCUUCUUCAUCACUUCCAAUGAGGAUCAGAGAUUUGAGAGAGAAACUAGAAGCUUCACAGAAAGGACCAAGCGCUCAAAUCUCUAAUGGUGCCCGCAAUAAUAAGAACUUCAGAGGAAAGCACGACGAAAAGAGAACUACAUCAUCACUCAAGGGACAAGAGACAAAUAAGUUAACGGGAGAAAGCAGGUUUGGUGGUUUGAAGGGUAAAGUAAAGCCUCCUUCUGUAUCUGCACCUGCACACGCAAAGACCAAUGCUAUUCACAAGCGAGACAGUUCAACUCCCUCAAGUGGCAACAGAGACCAAAAGAAGAAGAUGGACACUAAGAACCGCAUAGUAAGAAAUGGUUUCAAAGAAUCGUCUGCUAGCACUGGGAAAACUGUGGUUAAGCCAAAUAGCCAGAAACAGAACCAAUUUCCUGAGACAUCUGUUUCAAACCAGAGAAGCACCAAAGUGAUGAACAAAGUUGCAACCAAGGUUUUGGUGGAAAGCGGAACUACAACUAAGAAGCUUCGUUUUACUGCAACAUCAGCGGAAAAGAACACUGCUUCGUCUUUGUCCCGCAAAAAGAAUCUUCCUCGCAACAAAAAACUGCCAAAUGGGGUGCAAGAACCUGGAAACAACAGUGAUAAACGGAUCAAAAAGGGUGAAAAGUUGAUAAAAUGUAACAUCACCGUCGAUGGCAGGUUGAAGACAGGGGACGACGAUCGAAAGGACAUGGAUGUGAUUUCAUUCACUUUCUCAUCCCCUAUCAAAGGUUUAUCAUCCAAUUCACGAUCCUCCGCUAAAAAGUCUGAUCAAGAUGCAGAAUCAGCACUCAGUUUCAAUAAGAUCGAUGGUGAUUCUAUAAAUUUUCUGUUGGAGAAAAAGCUCAGAGAGCUAACCUCUAAGAUUGAGUCAUCUUGCAGUAGUCUUACUCAAGAAGAAGAGUCUUCCGGUUCCAUUACAAAGGAUUGGGUGAAUGGGACGAUAUCAUUGCCGUCGGAUGAUCUGGAUAAUGGUUUAUCAGAGAGCGAAUCUGAUUCUGAUUGUAGUUCAUUCUACAAUGAUAAAAUAUUCCAGGCAGAAGAAGAUCAAGAAGUUGAUAGCUUCAGCACAGCCAAAAAUCUCCAAAUCUCUAGCAGCAACAGUUUCUCAAAUUCAAGCAUUGAUAAUCACAAUGAAAUUGAAGAAACUGAACCCUCAGCAGAAUCCGUCGCUUUAUCAGAAGCUGAAGAAGGUCAAGACUGGGAGCUCGAGUACAUAACCGAGAUCAUAGCCUCUGGCCAACUGAUGAUUAAAGAGGUGUCAUUGGGGAUGGCUACUGAUAUAUUACCUCUGAGCCUUUUUGAGGAAAUCGAAAGUAAGAGAGAUGUGCGAGGCAAGAUUGAGAGAAAAACUCUAUUCGACUUUGUGAAUCAGUGCUUAACACUCAAAUGCGAGCAGAUGUUCAUGGGAAGCUGCAGAGGAUUGUUGGGGAAAGAAGACAUUUUUAUUGAAAGGGGAGGGAUAUUGGCAGAAGAAGUGAAGAAAGAGGUUGAGGGAUUGAAGAAGAAGAGAGAGAUGAUAAUGGAUGAGCUAGUUGACAAUGACAUGAGUAGUUGUGAAGGGAAAUGGCUAGAUUACAAGAGAGAGACUUACGAAGAAGGAGCUGCGAUUGAAGAAGAGAUUGUUUCCGAUUUAGUUGAUGACUUAGUUAGUGAUCUUCUCUUGUGUUACUGACAAACCAAACCACUUGGUCUUAUUUUUCAUAGUUUCUCAAACUUCACAGUGAAAUUGUUUUUAUAGGAUUAUCUCUGUUAAAAAAACAAGAUUAGGCUGAACUACCUUCUCCCACAGUGUUGUAAUUAUGUUUUUGAUAAAUCAUUUUACCUCUGUAAUCCCAAAUAGUGGAAG